Paramecium sonneborni is the source of this 489-nucleotide messenger RNA. The record is from the annotation of a GenBank genome assembly. Lineage: Eukaryota; Ciliophora; Oligohymenophorea; Peniculida; Parameciidae.
AUGAACAACAAACUUGCUGAUUUAAUUAGUAACUAUCUCAAUGAAUAGAAACAUCUUGCAGAUAAAUAUACUAGAUUAUUCAAUCAAAUCAAAUAAGCUGAUUCAUACUAUGGUCGUAAUUCUAGCUCUAUGCUCAACCUCAAAAAAAGAUCUUCCAAUUCAGAUUAUAGUUAUAGUUCUAAUAAAGAAAAGAUUUAUUGUUAAUUUUGUGGAAAAUAAUAUACUAGUAGAUUACCAUUAAAAAAUCAUAUUGAAAAAUUUCAUUUUCAAGAAAACUAUCCAUCAAAACAUGAACUCUCAACUAAAUAAAUCACCUCAUAUGAUGAUGAUGAAGAUUGUAGAAAUGAUGAAAAUAGUUAUAAUGAAGCAGAUGAAUAAUUGAGACAAAAAUUAUUGAGAAAUGUUUAAGCCAUUUAAAAAAGAGACAACUAAGCCUAACCACAAGAAGAUGUAGUCAUCAGUGGUAUUGAUUCAGAUUCAUAAAAUUGA